CAAUUUUUCUUGGCACGAAUUUUAGUAAACCAUCAGGAUCACGGACCCAUUUGGAAAAGAGGGGCAGCUGGGAUCAUGAUCGGAGGUGGGCGUGUACGGCUGAACCGGUGGCAGCAGGCGGCGGUGGCAGUUGGGUCGGCGGUGGGGGCAUUGCUGGACCCAAGAAGAGCUGACCUGAUAGCGGCUCUGGGGGAGACGACUGGGAAACCGGCAUUCGAAAGAGUUCUUCAGAGAAUGAAGAGUUGCCCUGAAGGCAGAGCCAUACUGUUGGAGCAACCCCGUGUUAUAUCUGCAAAUGUGGGUCAUGCAUGGGAUCUUCCAGCAAAUACAUUUGGUGCUGCCUAUGCAAAGUUCAUGGGAUCUAGGAACUUCUCUCCAGAUGAUCGACCACCAGUGCGUUUCAUGGAAACAGAUGAACUUGCAUAUGUGGCCAUGAGGGCUCGUGAGGUGCACGACUUCUGGCACACCCUUUUUGACCUUCCGACGAAUUUGAUGGGUGAGUCAGCACUCAAAGUAAUUGAGUUUCAGCAAAUGUACCUUCCCAUGUGCUUGAUGUCCGUUGUAGGAGGCUCAGUGAGAUUCAAUGAUAAGCAGAGAAAAUUGUUCUUCCAGCACUACUUUCCUUGGGCCAUUCGAGCUGGUAUGCGGUCAACAGAUCUCAUGUGUAUAUACUAUGAGAAACACUUCCAUGAGGAUUUGGAGGAUGUUCGGAGAAAGUGGGGUAUAACUCCUGCUCCUGCUAUUCCUAAACAAACCCAGGCAUCAGCAGCCUCAUCUGCUCCAGCAAAGAAACUGGAGAUUUCUUGAGCACAUGUAUCACUAAAUUUGCUUGAAUAUUGACACUGAUCAUAUUGUUUUGUUUCCAUAAGUUCAUUCUCAUGAGCUAGAUAUAUUAGU
Fragaria vesca subsp. vesca is the source of this 897-nucleotide messenger RNA. Its product is annotated as ubiquinone biosynthesis protein COQ4 homolog, mitochondrial-like. Gene Ontology annotation, biological process: ubiquinone biosynthetic process. Bases 76 to 807 code for a protein of 243 amino acids. The record is from RefSeq and is a predicted model, not a curated record. The transcript is spliced from 3 exons. Gene Ontology annotation, cellular component: mitochondrial inner membrane. NCBI's taxonomy places the organism in Eukaryota, Viridiplantae, Streptophyta, Magnoliopsida, Rosales, Rosaceae.